AUGAGCGACUGGUCGUGGCCAUCGGACACCGACAGCGAGGGGAAGCCGCCAGGAUGGCGGCAUUGGUGGGAUCGCGUUGCAUCGUCCAGCAGCGACGAUUCCCCCCCGCCGUCCAGCGAAGAAGAAUGGGACGACGACGAGGAGGAGGACGAGGAGGAGGCCGUGGAGCAGCCCGUGGAGCCGGCCGUGGAGCCGGCCGUGGAGCAGCCCGAGGAGCAGGCCGAGGAGCCGGCCGAGGAGCCGGCCGAGGAAGAACCCGAGGAGCAGGCUGAGGAGGAGGAGGAGGACGCAGAGGCGAAGGCGCCUUCCUCCGACGAGGAGAUGAACUCCGACAACUUCACGGCGAAGGGCAAUAACAUGAUGCACCACCAUGUCCUAGAGGUAGGCGACGUCAAGAAGAGUCUCCUGGUGGCAAGGAAUAGCCGUGAAGUACACCGAUAG
Lolium perenne is the source of this 441-nucleotide messenger RNA. The record is from RefSeq and is a predicted model, not a curated record. NCBI's taxonomy places the organism in Eukaryota, Viridiplantae, Streptophyta, Magnoliopsida, Poales, Poaceae.